This is a messenger RNA of Cicer arietinum (chickpea), 1527 nucleotides long. RefSeq names its product growth-regulating factor 3. The record is from RefSeq and is a predicted model, not a curated record. Gene Ontology annotation, cellular component: nucleus. NCBI's taxonomy places the organism in Eukaryota, Viridiplantae, Streptophyta, Magnoliopsida, Fabales, Fabaceae. Gene Ontology annotation, molecular function: ATP binding. Gene Ontology annotation, biological process: regulation of DNA-templated transcription; developmental process; DNA-templated transcription.
UCCGUAGAAAUGUGAGAGACAAGAGUUGGCAGUGAAAGCUGCAAAAGCAGCAGUAGCUAGCAAUAGCAUUAGCAACAACCGAACAGAACCAUUCAUUACUUUUAUUGUAUCCAUCUUCACUGCAAGAUUCUCUAUUCCAUUUCAUUUCUUCCUAUUCUUCAUGCUUCCAAAUUCUUAGCAAUGAACAAGAAUAGGUUCCCAUUUACACCAUCACAAUGGCAAGAACUUGAACAUCAAGCUCUUGUUUACAAGUACAUGGCUUCUGGUAUCUCUAUUCCACCUGAUCUUCUUUUCACUAUUAGAAGAAGCUUUUUCGAUUCUCCUCUCAUCUCUUCAACUCUUUUGCCUAACCAAACACAACAACAACAUUUUGGAUGGAACUAUCUUCAAAUGGGUAUAGGAAGAAAAAUAGAUCCUGAACCAGGUAGAUGCAGAAGAACAGAUGGAAAAAAAUGGAGAUGCUCAAAAGAAGCAUAUCAAGAUUCUAAAUACUGUGAAAGACACAUGCAUAGAGGAAAAAACCGUUCAAGAAAGCCUGUGGAAGUUUUCAAAACAACAACAACAAAUGCAAAUGCAAAUGCAAAUGCAAAUGCAAAUAAUCCUUCAACUCUUACAUCUAAUAAUUCUUCUUUGUCCUUUGAUACACAACAACACCAUCAUCAUUCUCAUUUGCAACAUUCCUUUCUUUAUCAUCAUCCAUCAUCAAAGUCCUCAUCAUCAACUGCUAUUGUUUUGUCAUCAUAUGAAGAUAAUAGUGCUCCCUUGUUUCUUGAUACUAAUUCUUGCUCUCAUAAUAACACAGAUUACAGGAACAGGUAUGUGUAUGGAGAGAAAGAAGAUGUAGAUGAGUAUGCUUUCUUCAAAGAACCUUCUGGAAGUAGUACUAUGAAAAGCUUCUCUACUUCUUCUAUGGAUCGUGAUUCUUGGCAACUAACACCACUCACUAUGAGUUCUUCAUCUUCUUCGUCGUCUUCGAGACUGAGGAGUUUUUCUUCUUUGUCCAAUGAUUACUCUUGCUUGCAACUUCAGAGUCUCAGUGAACAAUCAAAACAGCAAGAACAAGAAAAAGAACCUCAGAAAACUGUCCAUAGAUUCUUUGAUGAAUGGCCACACAAAGGGAGAGAACAAUGGCUUCAUGAUUUGGAUGAUAAAUCUUCCACUACCCAACUCUCAAUUUCUAUUCCCUCCUCUGCUCAUGAUUUUCCAACUUUCACUUCUAGCACACACCAUGAUGAUUGAGGAAAGUUUUGAAUAUUGUGUUCGUGUACCUGAAUCAAAGGCCAAUGAUGUAUCUACAAGGUUGUAUUCAGAAGCUUUGAAGACUCCUCUCUUUUUUUAAUUUAUCUGUCAAAAGGAUGUUGCAAUGGAUUUGUAUCUCUAUGAGGAGAUCUAAUGACAAUCUCAACUGCUGUGUGUUAAUAUAUUUUCUUUGUUCAGUCGUUAGUUUGUUACUUCUAAAAAUAGUAUGAAACUCUCUCUGUGACACUACACCUAAGUUUAAUGGUUGGACUAAUAUUCACUGGCACA